Molecule: messenger RNA, 3901 nt
Organism: Linum trigynum
Lineage: Eukaryota; Viridiplantae; Streptophyta; Magnoliopsida; Malpighiales; Linaceae
Source: the annotation of a GenBank genome assembly
AUUCCUGGGUGUGUUUCUUGAAGAGUUAGCAGCAUUUGGCUGUUUGUGUUGCUUCUGCUGGGUCUGAUAGAUGUUGAAGCUGCGAGUCUUUUAUUUGAUAUGGUGAAGAGUAGAUGUUGAACUUCGAGUGCAAGUUGUUCAUGUUUAGUUCGUACUGUUUCCUUGACUUCUUGCAAGCUCCUAAAGGUGACAAAUUUAUAGUAGCUUCAAAAUGGGGUUGUAUAAACAUUGUAACUCGGAAAUGGCUUGAUCAGUCUAUUGCUAAAAGAGCAUGUCUAAAUGAGGAGUCAUAUCCUGUUCAGGGUGGUUCUGCAUCUUCAAGCACGAGCUUCCGCAGUUUCCUGACAUCAAAGUGUAGCCAGGAGAAGACUACCAGGCAGUUGCCAUCUGAGAAAUCCUCAGCUGCUAUUGAUUCAAACUCAGCUGUAUGUCAAUCAACUGGUUUCACAGAUUCGGAUGUGGAAGCAACUCUCUCUCAGAACAUGUCUUCUAUGUUCUCGGAUCCUUUCAUAUAUGUCAAAGAAGCCAAGAAUGAGGUUCCUGUAUUGCAGCCGACAAAUGAAACAGGCUUUAGUAAUUGUGUUGCCAAUGAUUCUGAAUCAGAAGACAACGAUUUAUACCUGGCUGAUUGUAGGAUAUCACUUGUUGGCUUUGAAUCUUCUGAAUCACGUAAACUAGUUAACAUGGUGCGCAGAGGUGGGGGCUCCCGUUACGUGGUAUUGAAUGAUCAGUUGACACAUAUUAUUAUCGGAUCCCCAACCGAGGAUGAAAAAAGAGAGCUAAGGAGCCUUGCUGCUUCUGGGGUAAUUUAUGUAGUUAAAACAACGUGGCUUGAAGAUUGCGAUCGGGAAAAGAGAGAAGUUCCUGUUCUUAGACAACAUGUGGCCUAUGAAUUACUUCUCCCUAAAGAUUCUUUGAGAUUCAUAAAGGCGUCUACCGAUGGCAUAAAAAAGCCAGAUAGUUCUUUUCCAAGUGUACACUCCGGAGAGUUGAUUGUGGACUCUGGAAUUACAGAGGAACAUGGACAUCUAGAUUCUGUCAAGGCAGCGACAUUCCCAAUAGAGAAGAAGAAAGAGGAGAAGCAAGAAGUCAAUUUUGUUGAUCAAGCCUCUAAUCCAGAUGCAACCACUAGACAAGUUCAGGAAAACACAUUUCCUGUGCAUAAUGAUACAAAAGUUGUUGGAAAGAGGACAAGCCGUGAUUCCUAUGAUAACAAGUCUCAAAACAGGAUACACGAAGCUGUAUUUAAGGGAAAAAGCUUCUGCUUUUCAAAGAGCUUUCCUGCAGAUAGGAGAACGGAGAUCGUUGAGUGGAUCAACCAAGGUGGUGGUGCAUUAGUUGAUGAUGAAGUGCAAAAUGUGGAUUUCACAAUUGAAUGCCAUGGUAUCAUACCCACAUCGAUGCCCCACACUGCUUUUGUUUCCAGUCACUGGGUUCGUUCUUGUUUAGAGGAUGGAAUCCUGCUAGACAUCGGCGGUCACAUCCUCUAUUCCCCUCUUCCAUGUCAGGUUCCUUUGCCUGGUUUUGGAAGCUUCCGGCUUUGUGUUUCUCAAUUCAGCGAGAAAGACAAGUCCUUGUUCAUAAACUUGUGUGUUGUUCUCGGAGCGAAAUUUGCACACAAGUUGACAAGAAAGGUCACUCACUUACUCUGUAAGGAAACCUGUGGACCCAAGUAUGAAGCUGCUUGUAGAUGGGGGGUACCCUCGGUUACAGCCGAGUGGAUCUAUGAGUGUGUCAGACAGAAUAAAGUGGUUGAAUUGGCUCCAUUUCGCCCAAAAGAAGUUAGCCAGCAGGACCAGGAGACUGACUUAGCCAGUGUGAGCCAAUUCCCUUCUGAAGAUGUUUGGAUGACACAUGGAGAAACAACAUCAGAGUUGAGAAGUCAGUCGCAAGACGUCACUGAGGCCCAAGUCUUAACUCUUAAGAACAAAAUUAGCAGUAUGGUGGGAGUGGCCACACAAUCCAUAAAUCAGUCUAAAAAGGCACGUCAUGUGGAAACUGAUGACCGAACGAACCUGCCAUCUUCUCGAGUCUACUCAGGAGAUUGUAUAAUCAACAUGAACUCCAAUGACGGUUUCAACAACAUAAGCUCCACCAUGGGCGGCAAUGGCAUAGACAGCAGAGAUUCUUCCCAUAUUGUUCCCGAUGUAGCUGCCGCUAUUGAGGAUUUAUUAGAACAGACAAGCAAAAUUCACGAACACAAGUCACCUGAGAGAACUAUUUGUGACAAAAGCCUUUACCAACCUCCUGAAUGUCAAAUGCUCAGUGAUGACCAUGGGGGCCCUUGUUCCGUCAGCGGGGUACCGAAGCAAUGGUCGAACAGGACUGGGAGAAGAGACGAAUCAUCCAAAGACGCAAAUAGAGGAAUUUAUGAUGGUUUCAGCGAGACGCAAACGGAUUCCCAGGUUGUUAGUUAUGAAGAAGACUUGACAGGCAGACAAAUGCUUAUCGAUAGAGUUCGAACUCGAAGUAGCAUGGCUUGAAGUAGGACAAAUAUGUGAGUAAGGCACCUCUAGAACGACCAUAAAUGUCACGUAGUAUGCAUAGAUGGAGUUUGAAAGAGAAAUGUGCUGCGGCUAUCUCAUUAAAGGUUAGCAGCAAGUCUUGUGGAUUCUCACUCUAGUUUGAAAAACCUCCAUUUUCCCUAACCUCUUAACGUGUGUCUUUUCCCAGGGUUGUCCACUCCACCUCAUGGUGAUCCGUGGUAGCGCAAUGUUUUUUCCCCCUACUUUUUAUUUUUUGCUUUCCUCUGCUAUUUCCGUCAUUAUGGCCUUUCCCCUUUCCUUAAGUGUAAUCGUCCCACAAGCCUGUUUUUGGAGAUGUUUUGUUCUUUCUGAUCUGGUUUCUCCAAAUAUGUGCUUGCAUGGUGGUCGUUUAAGGGAGCCAAGAGGUUCUGUCUUUGGUUUGUGGUCUGUAUCAUAGUUGAUGUGUUCAUAGUUUCAUACUCUUUGCUUUACUCGAUGUUCGUGGGUUUUUAGUGGAUUAGUAGUCUUCAUCUACAAGGGUACAGCCAAUCUUCAGUGAUUGUUGAUUGCAAGGUUGUUUUCACUGUGGAUGCUUUGCUUUGGGUCUGGAGGUUGGUGUGUUCAUCUUCUCUGUUGAAUACAUUCAACAUCUUCCUCUACAAAGUUCUCUAGUGUUCUGCUUAGCUUCCUCAUCGAUCGUUUGAAGAUGGCGACGAUGUCUCUUUCGCUCCAUGUGUUCAUGGUAUUUGAAGAACUAGAUUGUUUGCUUAGUGAUGUUUUGGGAGUGGGCCUUUACAAUGUGUUCUAUAAACGUGCUUGUUUGGACGAGUUAUUGAUUGUGGUAUGAUAUUUGUGUCCGUUGAUAAAUUUGGGUGUAGAAAUGUCUUGUUUGAAAUAAGAAAAUUUGUGAGUUAUUUGCAUGUAGUAAUGUAGUAUCAUAAAAGAGAAAAGUGGAGGAAGGAAUGACCGAAUGAGUUAUUUAGAAUAACUCGAGUUUCGGUUAUUUGGAAAUAACACUGAUUGAAAUAACUCAUGAGUGAAUUGAGUUGUUUGAUGGGUUACUAUGCCCUUCAUUUAAAUAACUAAGGGGUCGUUUGGAAGUUGUGUAUCUUAAAUCGUUGUAUUGUUAUGAAUCACUAUGAUAUAAAUGCAUGCAUUGAUACAAUAGAUGCAUUUUGAAAUUACAUUGUUUGGUUGUUGAGAUUAUAAUUUAUGAAUUGAUUGUUAUAAAGUUACUUUAUAAGGAAAUGUCAUAUUUGUCCUCCACUUUUAAUAUAAAACAAAAAGAACUAUGGACAUAAUUGGAAAAAGUAAAUGUGCUCAAUUAUUAAACCAACAAUCACAACAAUCUCAGCUUUUAGUUGAGAUUGUCCAAUCUCUCAUUUUUGUUGAUUGUUGGUGGGACCCACACAAAAUAAUACAUGCAUUGUUUUGCA